AUGGCCGAAACUACCACCUUCAUCCGACAAGGCUUUUCUCAAUUCACGAAGAUUCGCAAUCGCAAGGAAUUGUGUGAUUUAGCAUUGGAUGUAAUUCCGCAACAGCACUAUUGUUUAUAUGCUCUACUCUAGGUAGACGGAAGGACACACUAUGCACACAAGGUUAUUCUGGCGGCAUCAGACCCUUACUUCGAGGAUCUGUUGCUUGGUGAAGACUACGACGAGAAAGACACCACAAGCCUACCGCCAUCGAGGUAUAAACACUGAUUCUCUUCUCCAAGUUCGGUUUAGUGAGACGUUAGAGGCCCUUCUUACCUUUGCCUACUCCGGUCUCAGGCCGCAGUCAUGUGCCGCGGCGACCGAGGACUUCCUACCGCCGACGGUUGAUGAUUUUCACGUGGAUGCUUUGUUCCAGCAACGGUAAGCGUUUUUACUCUCUGGUCUAGACAUCUGUCUUGCCGUCGGUUGUCCAAACAUGUUAGCGAUGCUGUUUGUGACAACUGGACACCGACUGUUGCAGAUGAAUGGGAGGGACGGCGCUAAUCCAUUACGCUCUAGACGCGCAUUAAUGCGGGUCGUCAUAAGUACACGAAAAGCGCAGAGUUACCUGCUUAAACAUCUUAGCUAGGGCACUUUCCCCAUGUCAAAUGAAUGAAUUGUACCUCAACAUCCUGGAAUAGCACUAUUUCUAACUGAGGUUUUUUUGUUCCCAAGGUUUGCUAAAUUUGAUCACUUUCGUGGUUCGGAGAAACUGUGUGAUUUCACUUUCAUGGUAAGCCCUGUUCAUGUUAUGCCAAUUCACCCCGACUCCCCUUCAAUCCAGAUCGGAGACUCUGUAUUUUGUGCACACAAAAUUAUACUGGCGGCCUCUAUUCCCUUCUUUGCGGAUCUUUUCUUGAAUCCCAAUGAGUCGAAUAUCCUCGACUACACAGUCCUCAACCGUCUCGCACCGAGGUAUUUAAAUUUUUUUCAUCACACCAAACACUAUUCCACUAGGGCCGUGCAAGCAGUUCUACAUUUUGCUUACUCGGGCGUGUUUGACCCCACGUCGGCGAUGCAGGAGAAGGGAGGCAACCUGCGGGACAUAAUUCUGGCGGCAAAACUGUUUCAAGUGGAGAAGCUGGAAGUAGCGUGUCUGGACUUCCUACGCCAACGGUAGGUGCGAGUCUUCGUUGACUUUUUUUGUCUCCAGAAGCAGGUCACCGUAGAGCGCUUCUUUGUUGCGUAAACGAUUCGCCCGGAUUCACCCUUUGGAACCGGAGGCUUAGCGUCGACUUAGAUUAGAAUCACAGUGGGAUUUACUCUCUGUCGCGCACAACUUAAAAAGUGCAAGAACACUGAACAGAAAGCAAUGUUUUGGAAAUGAUGUUUAACGGGGUAAUUCUCGGCCUCCCGUCGCUGGACGGAUGGGAUCAUCAAGGUGCCAAUCUGUUCAUGUCAGACACGUGUGCGCUUGAGCAAUCAUUUCGACCCAACCAACUUCACCGCGGGCCAGGUGGUGGGUUCCGUGCCAUCGUCAGUUUUGUGAAAAAUGCCUACUUUUGUUUAUUCAGUACAAACGUCUUGUCACUUUUUACCUUUGUAGAUUGGACUUUGAUAUCGUGCAACAGUACUGGUCAUUUGCGCAUGCAAACGAUCUCUUCGAGCUGCAGGAAAUGUUGCAGUCGUACGCGUGUGCCAAUUUUCAGGAGUUUAUUGGUACUCCAGCCUUUCUGGCUCUUACGGCGGCCGAGUUGGAGGGCAUCCUAGCUCGGGACGACCUCUCGGUCACCAAUGAGAAUGAUAUCUUUCGGGCCAUUGUCAGCUGGGUUUACAAUGAAAGAGCUCAGCGGCCCUCUUCAGUGCGGGAGGUCGUUAAUAUAGGGCGUGCCGAAGCAUUUCCAAGACUAUUUUCUCGACUUCGUCUUGGCAAACUUUCGAAGGACUUUGCGGAACAGAUACUGUCCCACCCGCUCUGCAGAGCCCAUUUUGAUUGCACGUAGGUUCUUACUCUGACUUGAGUUUAUAUUUUCCUCACUUCUGUGUUGAUUUUCCCUGACCGGCCGAGCCCAAAUUCCUUGCGUACUAUCAACAAAAACAGUGACAUGGAAUAUAAUAUUAAUUUAAACCAGAUUUAAAGUCUUUGCACUCCCCUGUAUUGCUCGCAAAACGAUUGCCUGUGAAAUAAUGUCUGCUUUUGCAUUGAGUUUCGAUCCUUGUGUGAGAUUGCCUUUUUCCCCAGGCAGAGUUGACAAGCCUUUUAUUCUUGCAGUAUUUCUGUAGUAAGCGGUGCCUUGUUAGGAUUAGUUUGUGGGAAUUUCGAAUGGGGUGAUUCUAAAAAAGUUAAAUAAUUCUUACAUCCCCUAGUUCGCAGACGGUGCCUUUGCACGCCCUUAAGAUAUUCUAGCCCCUCGCCGGAAUUUCGGCUUCAUCGAACUUGAAUGUGUAGCUGGGCUCCGCCGAGUGAGCCGCAAAUUGCAUUCGGAAACGGUCAGUUAGACGUCGCAUCCGACAAUAUCCGCCGUGUGCUCCACAGUAAGUUGAGGCAAGCACGGGGACUUGCGCUUGAAUUAGUUUAUACCACACUCUCUCCUCCUCCACCACCUCCUCCUCCUCCUCCUCCUCCUCCUCCUCCUCCACCUGAGCCCGGUGUCAAGACAAGGUCAGGAAGACCGGAGGUGGGAUAGGUGCGGUCGAGCCCGCACCUUGGCGCCCCUCUCCACACAACAAUUGACCAGGAUCUUAAUCCAGAAUAAUAAUAUCACGACGGGCAGUCAUGCUCAUUGAACUUGAAUCCCCCUCGAAUGAGCGGUCCAUGUUAAUAGGCACAUCACGGGAUAGCAACUAUAUCCUGCGUAUACUGCAAUACCUGUGCGUCCCCCAUCCCCACCUGGUUCUCUCUGAUGAUGGAUUCGAGUGAGAAUCCGAAACGCCAGGCUAAUAAGGCUCUUGUUCCAGCGACCGCGUCUCCGUCUUCGGUAGUACAUGACGGCGAAAAUAACAGUAGGUAGGAAUGUAGAGGGUCAUACCCAACACGAAACGGUCUCCCGAUUGCUGUGACCCCUUGAGAAGUAGGCAUGACGCCCUGAUCCCGAACCACGAUUUGUCGCCAUGUGGUGCAACCAAGGUACCUGUUACCGGAGUGAGACUUUGCCAGUUGUUUGCAAAGUCAGCCGCAACCAGAGUGACUGUAACCCCGUCGGGAAUACUGGAUGAAAGUUGCAGACCAGCCUCUGCAACGCGGAGACUGGUCCCACAAUGCGGACUGGCAAUGCCCACCGGGGAGACUAGCCACACCUCCGACUUCUGUGGAGCUGCCAUUCUAAACUAAUACAGUCUAUCAGGUUCCACAUAACUGUCUGACGACGACGAAGAAAAGAAGGCCGCGGUGGACUUGAAGGGAGCAGCAUUGAGAUCGACCAUAGACUGACGGUAAUAAGUUCACUUUCAGGACUACCACCACUGUUUCUGGGCAUUCGUCAGGCACUCCCUAGACGUGGUGUAGCAGGUAAGUACGCAAAAACGAAAAUGUCAUUAAUGUAGAUUAUUGUUAGACUCUUUGUUAUCGCCAUCAUGUAGUCCUGCUUGACAUGAUAUGUGUUCAGCUUCAUGCAUGCCUAAAGCUCUUACCCAGACAUGUCAAACUUACACAGAGAUCUCUCUCUGGGGACCAAACUUCUGCGUAUGAAGUCGAUGCUGAAAGAACAGGAGGUCAUUUCGCGGGGCGCCCUGUCCGACCGUGCUUACCGCGAACUCCCCACGGAUGUGCUGUUUGCCAUGAAACGUGACAACAUAGAUGACGAAAUGGCGUUGGUGGAAAUCUUUAAUCCCAUCGAGAACACGUGGCAGGAAUUCUGUUACAUGCCAAUCCGUGGAUGCCCUAACUAUGUUAUCUUGAACAGUAAGCACCCCUCUCUGUCAUUCCCCCUUCCAUUCGUCUUGCUCAAAUUUAUCUCGUCAUUCCACUCAGACUACACAUGAUACGUGUCCACUGUCUAUGGCUCCAUAACCGCCCCAUCCCCGGCAAUCGCCUUAAUUGGCGGAUCAAACCACGCGAGGAUUUGCCGGAAGCAGGAGGUCCAGGUUGUUGGUAGUUCCCACUUGGGGAAGCCAGUCGAUGACUGCAUCGGAGGUCAUGAACGUAUCGUAAACCAGGGAAAGAUCACCUCUUUGCUGCCUCUAACACAAAUUGAAUAGUCUACAGUGGUGAAAAUACGAUUCCCAAAAGCAGGUUUUUGCCGGGAGGGGUUUAUUAGAGGUCUGAUGUUUCGAGUAGUUACUUUGUCUACCAAUCAUCAGAGACUAGACGAAAUAACUACUCGAAACGUCAGGCCUCCAAUAAGCCUCUCCCGGUGAACGCCUCUCCCUCCUAUGAUAGUUCAGUCUUUCUAUGUGGGAUCGGUUUUUUGCACCUUUUACCAGCUUUGUUAUACGGCGGUACACUUUUUCGAGGCAUGUUUAGUCCUUUGCUAGCCGUAGCCGCCACGCUUAUAUGCCAUAUUCUAGAUUAGGUCGAACAAAGGAGCCGUAAACUCUCCCAAAAGCGUCCUCGUCAAGGGUUACAAACGCCCUUUUGUAGUACUCCCAUGACGUUUUUUUAGAGCCUUAAUGCACGGCAGCGCUGGCAUCAUGUUGCUCUGUAUCGAAACACUGAGAUCCUUCUGAGAAGAUUCUGUGGGAUGAAUGAUGUCCUUUAGGUGAUAUGCCCUCAUGCUGCAACUUGAAUGGCAGUUGGUUGGGCACAGAUAAAGGACGGCACACUUCUGCACAUUGACUUCCGGGAGCCAUUUCUCCAACCACGUUUCCAGUCGGUGCGGGUUCUUUUGGAGGCCCUUCUGGUCAUUCGAGCCCUUAAUGACCUGCCAGAGUUUAACGUCGUCAACAAACAUUAUUUUAUCGCAGUCGAGUUCCUGAAGGCUGUCAUUAACACAACGGAUGAGGAGUAAGGGUUCGUGAACUGAGUCUUGAGGCACACCACCAAUCAUGCUCCUCUUCGACCAACCAGAAAUGCACUUGCGCAUCUUAGAAGACCUCUCUGGAUGCCGAGGGUACUCAGUUUAUGCAGAAGGCGUUGGUGCAGGACAGUGUCGAUUGUUUUGCGGAAAUCGAUGUACACAACAUGGACCGCGCGGUCCUUUUCUAAAGCCCCGGUCCAGACCUCCGGACAAGUUAGCAGAUUUGGGAGGCAAGAACGUCCUCCCCGAAGCCUAUGCUGAAAAUUCGGUUAGAUGUUAUUUUGCGAAGAAAAUUUUUGUAUAAAAAUCUUUUCUAGGAGUAGGCAAGUCUUGCUGAUAGGCCGGAAGCAGCUUCGGGAAGCUAAUGGAUCAGUGUGUACCCAUUCCCGAGUAAAUAGAUGCCCGAUCUGCAGCGACAGAGAAUGGCGCAUGGCGAGGCACUGAUGAAUUUCGGUUCGAUGAAGUGCUUAUGACCCUUCUCGUAGACGCCAGUGGUGGACCAGCUGCGCCAGGUGUGUGAACGCAUGUUUGUGUUUCCGGUCCCAGCUGGUGGUCAGGUUUAUGGUUGGCUGAAUGAAGACAAAGAAGCCCGAAACAGUGCUAUAUCAACCCCCCCCCCCCCCAGACUCCGUCGUCUGUCCUCUGCCCUCGUAGCUUGGCCGACUUCGACCCGGUAGGUGGUUGCCUGUUCGUGACCCCUAUCACCCGUACGAAGCUUAUUUGUUUCGGGAAGCCAAUGGAUCGGUGUGCGCCCAUUUCUGAGUGAAUAUAUUGCACAUUUAAAGCUAAUAAUUUCAGAAAUUAUUGAGUAUACGACAUGGAAUUAAGUGCCCGGAAUUUGACUUUUUACGGUCAGACCCGAGAUCUCAGGGAACAUUUGAGUCGAAGGCAAUCCGCUACCGCGAAAUAACCACGUAAUGUCAAUCCUACAAACAAGUAAUAGUAGUAGUAGUAGUUAGUAGUAGUAGUAGUAGUAGUAGUAGUUAGUAGUAGUAGUAGUAGUAGUAGUAGUAGUAGUAGUAGUAGUAGUAGUAGUAGUAGUAGUAGUAGUAGUAGUAGUAGUAGUAGUAGUAGUAGUAGUAGUAGUAGUAGUAGUAGUAGUAGUAGUAGUAGUAGUAGUAGUAGUAGUAGUAGUAGUAGUAGUAUACUUUCAUAUGACAUGUAUUUAUGUGUCCAUUGUUCACAUGAAGUUACCACCAGAAUUCAUGCCUUUUUCCCUCUCAUCCACCUUCCAUAGAUCGCAUAUACACCAUGAUGGGUGGACCAGAACAAAUCUCGGUGGACAUAUUCGACGUCGCAACGAAGCAGAGUAAACGCGGCGCGGCAGGGGAUUUUCAGAGCCGGUCCUAUUUAAGUGUCGGGAUCCGUGAUCACAUCCUCGUCUUGGUUGAUAGCGAUAAAUUGCCAAUUUGGUGGGCCUACGACACUCGCUCUAAUAAGUAAGUGGUUCUCGUCAUCUGCAGAUUUUGACUUCAAACUGAAAGUUUGAGCGUCGUUGUGGACGAUUUCCACCACGGCGAGCUCCACAGCAGGGUGAGAGCAGGUACGGUGACUUGUGCGCGAAUUAGUUUAUGGUGGUAGUAGGCUUACAUAGCCUCUACCGCACACUCUCCUCCUCGACCACUGCUACUGCGGCUGCUACCACUGCCAUUACUACUGCUGCUAUUACUACUACCGUCGCUACUACUACUACUACUACUACUACUACUACUACUACUACUACUACUACUUCUACUACUACUACUACUACUGCUGCUGCUACUACUACUACUACUAAUACUACUGCUACUACUACUUCUACUACUACUACUACUACCACUACUACUACUACAACCACCACUACCUUUACUACCAUUACUAAUACUUCGGCCGUCAUUGCUGGCGAUGUCCACCGUGUGCUCUACUGAAAGGUGAAGCAGACACAGUGACGCGCGCUAAUUAGGUUACAGUGAGUGAGACUUGCGCCGCAUCUACCGCACUCACUCCUCCCCAACCUGGAUCCGGUGUCAAGACAUGGUCAGGAAGACUGGAGGCGAGAGAGGACGCAGGUGGCUGGCACGACCGGACCCACAUCUAAGCAUACUACCACACUCCCUGGUCCACAACAAACACUUGAUUAGGAUUUUGAUCAAUAACAAAAACGGACCAGAAAGAGGAGAGGAUGACAUAAGUUACGUGGGCCCAUAACUGGACACCACUACACCCCUGACUUUUAACUACAGUCUCUAUGACGAACUUUAAUCGGAGGUAGAUAUUCAUAUUGACCCAACUAUGAAUUAUGAACUAUGAAUUAUUCAAAAUCUGCCAAAAUAUCAAUGAAUUACACGAGCCUGGUAGUCAUCUCUUGGAUUCUAGGUGAAUUACUUAGGAAAUCCUGCUUGGGCAGUCAACUUACUGUAUCAGAUUUGGUGGAUUCCAGACGUUGCAGUUGGUUGGGCGGGUAACUUGACCCAAAUGUGAUUAAACUCGCGUCGUUCGGCGUGGCCUCGUAGCUCAGGUGGUUAGAGCGUUGGCUGUACUAAAGCCUUCUCCUUACUGUGUGGGUUCGAAUCCCACCGAGGCGCCGAGUUUUUCACAGUUGGGUCAAUAUGAAUUAUUCAAAAUCUGCCAAAAUAUCAAUGGAGGUAGAUAUGACAUCUCAGGACUUUCUGUUCAUGAGGUUAGGCUAAGUCCAGAUGUUUUAAUUUGCAUGGACAAUGAAUUAACAGUUGUGUAAAAAUUGCCAGUGCAGAAAGAACCAAUUCAGCGUCCUAGUUGCGAACAGUCGCGGCCAGCUAUUAAGCCUUUGAAUAUGAAAUGGCUACCUUUUGGUCGGAUUUUGGUGUCAUCGUUCAGUCUUUGCAGCAAUACUGCCAAAAUACCAUCUCAAUAUGCGAGAAGUUUUUGGAAAAGUAACGUUGUUUCUUGUCGAGUGAACAAUUCUGCAAAACAGAUCGCCAUAAGAGUAGUUGAUUUGUCCAACAUUCCGUAAAAAGUUGCGAUAAAUGUUGGUGGACUUGGAGGCAGUAGAUGAACUUUGCGCAGAUGUUGAGGAAGACUUAUUAUGCCUUUUAAUGCUGGUCCUGCAAGAUGUGACGGAGAGAAAUCCCUCCGACUUGAAAACUUGCACCAAAACGUAACCCGCGUGGCUACCGAAGAGUUUGGGUAAUUUCGAUACCGACCAGGAGUGGAUAUCUAAGCCCACUGAGAAAAUAGAACCCGCGGACUACGGUAAUGCGGAAAGGAUGUUAAUAUUAGUUCUGUCGGUGGGGCAGACAGAUGCGGCCAUUAACGGAAUCUGUAGAAAGCAUUGAGAACGUGCACAUUUCUGUCAUACGUUUGUUUUAUUACCUCAACGAGGUGCAGGAACGGACCACUGGAUUUGAAAGAUACGAAUUAAGGCGUGUAAACGGGCGGCAAACAGACACUCUAAGUUUAUUGGUUAAAGAAGGCCGGAUUGGGUAAGCCACUAUGCGGCAGGCAAACUUAGCCCUAACCCUCAUCUUUAGCCCAGCUCUAACCUUAAGCCUAAAUUUGAUCAUAGCCAGAAAAAUAACCCUACCGAGAUCAUGUUAUAGCAAUAAGAACAUGGACGCGUAUAUCCAGUCGUUACCCCGAGCACAGUUGACCGCAGCCUUACUGGGCAGUUUCAUUUUGAAAUAUUUCGGAUUUAUUGUGGGUUUUUAUCGUUGUUUUCAAAGCAGUUGGUUUGCUGAAAAUACGAGUUAUUUUACAAAUUACAUGAAAUUCCUCGUUGAAACCAUAUGUUCAGCGAAUAUUCCCAUGUUACAAUUGAAAAGUCAAUUUGGCAAACACGUGUUUCUGGUAACUCGUCAUCAGGCCAAAACAGUUACAUAGAGGUUGAAAUUAUGCGAAGUUACGGGGUUUAUAAGUGAAUCAGGGGUUAUUAACACUCAUCGUUCCCACCCCACUCGCCUGGCGAGGCGUGCUAUGGCGUGGUCGGCGUUUCAUGGUCAUUGGGGCAAGGGGACGAAAAGAAAGACUUAUUUAUAAGACUGCCUUUUCAAGGAGACGCGGCAAGGGACCUGGUAAGAAGACGUCUGAAGACAGCGAUCACUAGCGCUUUCCCCGCAGCGAAUUUACGUGUACAUUUCACGAACUCUCUCCUCCUACGCUUGGGAGGAAAAGACCGACUCCCGUUGCAGGCCACAUCGAUGUGUAUUUAUUCAUUCACUUGCUCCUGUGGAGCGGGAUACAUUGGCCGUCCAAGGAGGCGCCUAGAAAAGAGAGUACGUGAACACAUGCCCACCUGGCUAGGCAGAGGUGAAAAAAAAUCGAUUUCGAGUUCUAUUCUCGUACAUCUUGUCGGUACGAAUCACCGAGUCGAUGCCAAAGAAGCCUUUCAGGUUGUCUAGCGGACAUCAGCAAGCUCCUCCAGAGGCCUACGCCAACGGGUGCUAGCUACAGCCGAGGCAGUGGCUAUACGGCUAGCCAAUCCAGUGCUAUGUUGUCAGAAGACGCUAACACAGACGCUCUGUCUUCCGUGGCCAACGCCGACCCCAGAUGAUGAUUGCACGUCGCCCCAACCUCCUGAUGGCAGUGGUGUGUGCACAACGUACCCGACGUACAAACAUUACUCACAGCCUAUGUCCCGCCUCCCCCUCGCCCCCCUGACCUAAUGGCCACGACACGCCGACCACACCAGAGCACACCUCGCCAGGCGAGUGGAGUGGGAACGAUGAGUGUUAAUAACCCCUGAUUCACUUAUAAACCCCGUAACUUCGCAUAAUUUCAACCUCUAUGUAACUGUUUUGGCCUGAUGACGAGUUACCAAAAACACGUGUUUGCCAAAUAAACCAAAUGUGCUGUCUUCUCACCCAGCUACAUGCGUAUUUAACUGAAACGACAGUGUUUCCGAGGUCCACCUGACAAUUCUGGUUAACCGACAGUCGUUUACUGAGGAGGCCCAAGUUCAUUUAAUGCGGCUGGGCUGCAGGCGUGUGAUGCGGAUGGAUAAUUUGACAUUUGGCUGACUGCUGGCCAUCAUGACUCGCCAGCUCUCUAGCCUCUCGUGGCCACAACACGAAUGCCUCCGCCAGCCAUCAUCAUUUUUGCGCGCUGGUCAGUGAUUUGCGAACUGCAUUCCUUAGGGGCGCCACGGGGUAAAAGUGUCCUUGUAACCCACUUCACCGCAAUACAGACGACACUAUCAACAAAAGAUGCAUGGAUCCUGUUUUCGUCUGAAUCCACAAUAAGAAUGAAGUCGCAGGAAGCUUCAAAAUGGGGUUGCUUGAGGGAACAAUGGUUUCACGAGAUUGGUCGCCAAGGCCUCACCCACAAUCCAUGUAGCACUGCUAUGACGGAGCCUGCCGGCGUCCGCAAUUGCGCCGAAGUGUUGUGUCUGGGCGUUUGCACGUGGCACAGUUGGACGCCGGCUUCAUGCUACGUCGGUCAGUGCACUCAAUCACCGCCGGCUCACGACGAAUGACCAAAUACACGUCAGCAGUCCUGGCUUGAAAGCCCGCCUACUGACGGGACGCAUUGCCCCUACUCAACACUGGGGUUAGGCUACAAUGAUGGCCCUUGCGGUAUUUUCACUUAGAUUAUACCCGAGAGCCUUUCAUUGGCUGGGUUGUGUGUGGCACGCGUAGGCGGGCUGUUCGGUUUUAUUAUCCACGGCAUCCACACCCGGCCGUCCCACCAUUGUCUUGCGAUCGGAGAAGGCUGUGCGUAGGAAGAGAGAAGGAGGGAGUGAGAUAGCCGCAGCGAAAGUCUGCCCCACCCAAAAAUAUUCGAGCACAACUUACCAAUGAGCCUAUUUCGUGGGGUCAUUUAUGAUCUGCUUAGUCCGUGGUAUAUGGAAGGGGGGACCACAGAACAGAGAGCUCUCCAUGUUCAUUCUCGUACUUCGGAAAUCAAGUCGACAGGAUUAUAUCUUUUUCAGGGCUCAGUGGCCGCACAGCAUCGUAUUAUCUCAUCCCACACACCUGAUUCUCUUGAAUCUACUACCCAUAUCGCGUCCAUGCUGUAAGAAGGACUAAAUCGGCUAUUUGUAGGUCAGUGGGCAGGGAACUUUGUACUGUAACGUCCUCUCCAUAUUCAAAGAAACUCUAAAGUCAACCAAUUUUUCAAUAUUUUUCGUUAGAUCGCAUGCCUCACACGCAUUUACUGAGCCUCGUCUCUAUCCCCAGAUGGAAAAAAGGCCCAGAGUUGCCAGCAUUCCGCAGAGGGUCGUGUUUGGUGACACUGCAGAAUCGGUACGUCCUGUUGAUUGGUGGCCGUUCCUCCUCGUACGAGUAUUUGAAGUCUGUGGAAUACUGCGAGCCAGGUCAUGCUAGCGUGGACAACGACGAUGAGGCCUUCUUUCGUGUUAUACCCGCUGCUGGUUCUACUUGGACCCACCCAGCUCCGCCCUUGCCGGAGGUGCUAGUGGACAUCAGCGCGGCCGAGCUGAAUGGUCGCGUAUUCGUGGUAAGCGGCUGGGGCAUCAGCAGAAUUGCUGUCUUCUUCCCUCGGAUGGGUGUCGAAAACGGCGACGGUGACGAUAGCUCCCCGCGCCUUGAGGGGCAGUGGUUUCUGCUGUCGCCAGAGUCCUCACCGUCCUCGUUGGCGUCAAACCUUGUGAGCCACGCUGGUCGUCUCUAUCUUCUCGGUACGUGCUGCCCUAUAUCGUCCUUCUGUUUCCGCCUACCCUUCUGUCACCUAUUGUCCGUUUUAAACUGACGAAUGGGGUAAAACGUCAGUAAUUGGGAGACCACAUUCCCAAGAUCGAAACGCCAAAGCUUCAAGCAGAUGGAAACAAGAACGAGAAGGAUUAUUCGCAAGUACUUGUACGCACGCCUGUCUUCAGUGCCUCGAAGUAUGCAGACCUCCGAGUGUGCGUGUUUGGUCUUCUCAUGCGUGGCACGCGUAGACGGCCUGUAUAGCCACUGUCAGCCACUGCGUCGUUUACGGCGGAGACACCGCUAGCAUACACUUUAUACGGUCACGAUCACAUGGGGUCUAGCGAGUCCCAUUGAUGUUACGAAUGGGGUCACUCUACGCCUAACGGUCUGACGCAGCAGAUUUCAUGAAAGUGACCCACUCUCUCAUCCGGUGACAGAUACUCAGUGGCAAAGUUCUAAGAACAGCUUUCGUGUCCUGACGCAUUGCGUUGCGCCAGAGUUCGAGUUGACUCUUUCGUCAUCUUCAGUUAGUCGGCGCGAGCUGCAAGGAACGUUCCGAAAUCACGCCAGCUAUCUUUCUUCGGUGACUUGAGAUGGCCUUACAGCGUUAUCACUGUUGAUACAGACGACGCUGGAGUGCUUCAGCCGAUAGGCCAGUGGUGGACAGCGUUAGUCGAAAACCCAAAAUUUUUGGUCAUUUUUUAAGCGUACAGCCCGGCAUCUUAACCAUAGAGGAGGAACGGCUUGACAGGUUGAAUCGCGUGUAUCGGCCAAACCGGCUCAAAAACCCAUCACGCCCACCAGCUAUCGUGGCCUAUGUCAGUUUGGAAGCAUCACAACAAUAAACCACUUCGCCACUAUGCCUUGCCGGCAACUCGUGGUGCUUAACUGCAACGGCCUAGACUGUUGUUUGGAUCCCAUUGAUUAUUUCACUCAAGCUAGCACGCCCACUUUGCACGGUCAUCCCCUAAAACUACGCGCAGGGAAAGCAGGGAUCAAUGGACGAAAGUUCUUUUUCAGUAACAGAGUGGUUGCAGCGUGGAAUGCCCUACCUACCGAUGUUACAAUCUCCUACUGUGUGAAUUCCUUUAAGUGUAGACUUGACGCGUAUGAAGCCUCCCAAUUAUCAACCUCACAUCCACUCACAUAACCCAACACUAACUUAUGGAUUUAUACUACUUGUAAAUAGUAAGUAACCGUAAAUGGUAACUCUUUCGACCAGCUGUCAGCUGUCCGCGAUUAUGUACAAAAUCCCUUUUUCACCUUCCCACUUAUCAUCGUUUUUCUCCGACGACUUGUAACCAACUGGUUCGACGACAACUUCUCAUGGAAAAAGACAGGUUGCACAAGGCCUACAUGAACCAUGGGGCCGUCGCAAACGAGGCUGCCUUCUUCCGCUUUCGUCGCAUCGUGCAGCAACGACUGAAGGAGAUGCAGGACGCAUGGAUGACUCGCAAGGCUGAGGAAAUCCAAGGCUAUGCCGUCCACAAUGAACUCAAGAACUCCAUAGCAUCACUCAAGGUGAUGCACAACCCCCCAGCUAAAAGAACCACGCCACUUCUCACCUCCAAUGGAACAACGCUUCUGACGGAGAAAUCAUGCAUUAUGAUGCGCUGGGUCGAGCGCUUCAGAAGCACUUUCAACCGCCCUUCUAAAAUCUUCGAUGCCACCAUCGACCUCAGUUACAAACAAAUGACGACCUGGAUCUGCCGCCUUUUCUCCCAGAAACAGUAUGAACCGUACAUCAACUGUCCAGAGGGAAAGCACUGGGGUCUGACGCAAUUCCGGUCGAAGUCUACAAACACGGCGGCCUACAGCUCAGGGAUCAACUUGUAGCUUGCUUCGGAUAAACACCGUCCACCGUUGGCCACACUGCAUCCUGGGGAAGCCAGAGUAACGCACGACUCCUUUACUCAACUCCUCCCCUCUCCUGACUCUAGGGGGUAACGGGAGGAGGUUGGAGGGCUGUCGGUGCAGCUGGCACUCCAAUGUAAGGAGAAAAACUCGCGCCAGUGGAAGUGGCCAUCGUCAGUUCGCGAGAUUCAGCAGAGGACGGAAACCCUGUCAUAUGAGGCUAUUCUUAAGUCCGAGAUGAAGAGGAUGCCGGAACGCACCAUCUCCGGUGCUAGAGGCCGAAACGCCAACUCUACAGUUCGCCCUGCCAAUCAGAGAUGGAUAUCGAUUAUUCGUGCUACUGGAAGGCGUGUCUCCUCUAGCUCAGUGGCAGUGAACCAGACACCACGUCAGGAGGUGGACAGCCCAGUUCAUCGCAGUUAGGCGCAGUCUUUAUUAUGGAGGCUGAUAUCCCACUGAGGUUCGAACCCGCCAGAUACUCCCACGUGGUUUAACUCGCCUGUUCAGACGGCUUGUCUAGGUGUUUUCCCUGUCUCAUGAAGACGGUACCUUUUUGCCACGAAUGAGUGUCCGGGUGCUUCCCUCGCAAGUCUCAGGGGCUCCUGACCGCAACAUCAACAUUCAACCCCUCCGGGCAAGUCCGCGCUGUCAACGAACACUUCGUCCGCAACCCAGUGCACCAACCGUCCGACAACCCUAACUGCUGCCUCCACGACCGCCCCUGCUUCAACGUCCACGACGUCCACGAUGGGGCUCAUCCUCACCGCCGCUCCUCGUGAUUCCUGUGCCCCACCACUGUCGAGCAUCGCCGUCUCCAUAAUCUCUGCCGAAACCUCCGCUGCGGCGGCGGCGGCGAUGACCACCACAACCGACCGAAACGAUCCGACGCCCCGUCAACCACCACUCCCACCUGUGACGAUGUGGACUCGGUGCCAACCUGUCCUCAUUGUGAUCUCACAUUUACCUCACGCAUCGGCCGGGUCGGUCAUUUGCAAAUCUAUCGUACGGAGACUGGCGAACCAGCGCCUGGAGCACCAAUACACACUAAGCGCCAUCGCUUCAACAGCCAGCGUUGCCAUCCACAUUCAGCCACCGCAUGGGCCUUUUCGGUCACCUGCGCAUUCAUGAAAACCUGCAGUAAAUCACCACAGACAUGAUCACAUCGCCACGCAUGUCCCCACCAACUCAUGAACAUUUCCAACGUCCCACACCACCGGCACCUUUCACGUAAGUGAGAAGUGUGGUCUUUGACUCCUUUCUCUAUGCGACUCCCGUUCUGAAUUCAAGAUCCGAGUGAUCUGUCCCCCAUGUGUGUGAAAUCCUGGUGUAUGGGUAUGGGGGGGGGGGGGACAAGUCGUGUUUGUGGCACUCGUAGACGAGCUGUUCUCAGUUCUGUCAACCACCACUCCUAACUUCAGCACCAGUUGGUUGACCUGCUCGAACAAUCGACUGGCGCAAGGGAUAGGGUGAAUGAGGUUGAGUCUCAACGCAUAACGCCUCACUACAAACAAUUUGACGCGCUUGAGACUAUCACGGUGCACUGGAAGCUGUGGCUUGGCGGACUGCCAACUGAUGGGAUAAGUCGGACCUCGCGGUCAGCCCAGUGUGUGUUUGUGUGACGUUUGUAUAAAAUCCUGGUCAUUGUUCGUUGUGGACCAGGAGGUGUGGUAGUAUGUCCAGGUGCAGGUUUACGCCGUGCCAGCCACUUACGUCCUCUCCCACCUCUGGUCUUCUUGACUCUUAGUUGACAGCGGAUGCCGGUUGGGAAGGAGGAGAUAGUGCGGUAUACGCAACGCAAGUUCACCAUCAAUGAAACUAACUCACUUGCAAGUCAUCGUCCCUGCCCUCACCCUGCACUGGUGCAGACGGUGGGCACGUCUCGGUUGGAGUCCGUCCGAUAACACGCCUUCUGACCGCGAUAGCUCUUCGCUUUCAAUAAUCUGUCUUCAGAAAUAUUCUUCUCCCUCGACCCUCACGGGGAACUGUUUUCAAAAGGUUGGUGAUAGCGGUGCCCGUGGUUGAGCAGAGACCGCUCCUCACCCGUCCACAACUCCCAGUGACCCGUCCAUCGACCUAUGCUAUUCCUCUCCCUGCAAAUUGCCCCCUUAUCCCAGUUUUUAUUGUUUUCAUUCCCUAGGUCGUGACCGAUACGACCACAAAGUUGGUAUUGCCCAGUGCUUCCGUCCUUGCAGUGAGGAAGAGCUUGAAAACCUGAGGCAAGAGGCGACAAAUCCGGCUGAUGAGUCUUCAUUUUCGGAGCACACUUCGACUUCAGACGACCCCGAAUCCAGCGACACGGAGGAGGAUAGCACUAUAACACUUCCUGACUCGGUAAGUGGUGCGAGCUGCGGACGCAGAUAUCCUAAUCUCCCUCGUGAGCUGACCAUCUCCACGGGAGAGGAGAGGGCUUUGACGGUGGACGGGGGGGAGGGGGUGCGGCAUUGUACCCACCGACACUUUGGUUCUGUUAUGACCCACCGCAUGCCACAUUAGUCUUCAAUUAAACACGUCUACAUGAACAAAUGCCCGAAUCAGAACUCAACUGCAGGAGCGGAUUAAAACUUUACUGACAAGUAACCAAGUACGCAUAUAAAACGCAAAAAAGCAUUUAGGAAUACACAAGGUCGGACUGAUAUUCGGCCAAUCAGACGGUGGCCUUGCGUGGUUGGUUUAUCAGGUGGACUUAAUAAUUUUUUAUUAAAGACCCGUCGAGGUCCCAUCAAAGCAAGUAAACAUAAAUAUACAUAAGAAUUUUAGACAAGGUAGGCAGAAUCUGCACAAGAUGCAAUUCAUAGUUUCUGAAUUUUUAGUCGUUAAGAAAAAUGAUAAGCGAGCGGUGAAAAAAACUCCACUUAAAAAUUUUAAAAUGAUUGGAUUAAUUUUACAGUAGAAAAAACCCUCACUUAUAAUAACACAAAAAUGUUGGCAGGACUGGCCUGCAUGUGGCGGUACAUAAUGGAUUAUAAUCAGACGUCGUCAGGGCAGAACUAAAUUUAGGGUAAGGUGAUACCAUACUAACAUCAUAGGUACUAGCCAAAAGCCGAUAUACGCGUGUUUCGCCGAUGUUUUGCCGCUGCAUGGCGCAGCUGCGAGGGGUUCGGCUCGUCAGUGGGUCCCCCAGCAUCCCCCGUGUGUUUUCGGGUCGAUACUCCAAUUUAGAAAUUGUCGCUUUUUAAUUUCCUCAGAAAUUAUCUAGGAAGUUGGAGUAGAUAAUUUCUAAGGAAAUUAAAAAGCGGCAGGUAUAAAUGUCAGCCUUGAUUAUAAUCGGACAUCGUCAGGGCAGAUAUAAAUGUCAGACUUUAGGGGUACGUAUGCGGGUCGGACAGGACUGCCCUGCAUGUGGUAUUGUGUACGGGAUUCAGAACGAAUAUCGUCAGGGCAGGAUUGAUACGCCGGAUGAGACUAUUCGCGUCAAAGAGGCCAGACGAUCCGAACCCAGACGCGAUCGGCAACAGUACGCUUCGAGCCCAGUUGAGGAGUGGGGAGGGGGGAGCGACCAUCUGGCUCAUCUUAAUGGUUGGAUAAACCUCCAAUUCUGUCAAGGGCUUGCGCAUCGUCAGCACGCGAACGGCGUGUUUGAGAAUCGGUUAGGACGGCUCUUUCUCACAGGUUUGGCUUUUUAG
Molecule: messenger RNA, 17016 nt
Organism: Spirometra erinaceieuropaei
Lineage: Eukaryota; Metazoa; Platyhelminthes; Cestoda; Diphyllobothriidea; Diphyllobothriidae
Source: the annotation of a GenBank genome assembly